AUGGAACAGUAUUUGAGGAAUAACUUUGAUGUUGAGCCGAAGAGGCCAUCGGAAGAAGCUUUACGGAGAUGGAGAUCCGCCGUCUGGUUGGUGAAGAACCCUCGUCGGCGGUUCCGCAUGGUCGCCGAUCUCGCAAAGCGAGCCGAGGCGCACCGAAAGCGUCGGCAAAUCCAGAGAAUGGGUUGA
Messenger RNA from Ilex paraguariensis (yerba mate), 186 nucleotides. The record is from the annotation of a GenBank genome assembly. NCBI's taxonomy places the organism in Eukaryota, Viridiplantae, Streptophyta, Magnoliopsida, Aquifoliales, Aquifoliaceae.